Colius striatus (speckled mousebird) is the source of this 2484-nucleotide messenger RNA. RefSeq names its product lengsin, lens protein with glutamine synthetase domain (gene LGSN). Bases 1 to 2484 code for a protein of 827 amino acids. Lineage: Eukaryota; Metazoa; Chordata; Aves; Coliiformes; Coliidae. Gene Ontology annotation, molecular function: glutamine synthetase activity. The transcript is spliced from 4 exons. The record is from RefSeq and is a predicted model, not a curated record. Gene Ontology annotation, cellular component: membrane; cytoplasm.
AUGCUGAUCACCAUGAAACAUAACCCAGGUGCCAUAUCUGCACAAGCAGUUCCUGCCAUCCUUCCACUGGAGUAUAUUCAUCUGGACAUCAGAUUUCACAGGCUCAUUUCAGCAAACACAUCUGAAAGUGACAAUGAUGAAGUUGAUGGCAACAAUAUAUGUGGUUUGAGAAAGAAAAAGGGAGUUAGAGGUCCUACAAAAUAUGUUCCUCCUUUAGAAAAUGAGAAGAUGGAUCUGUCUCACACCUCAAAAAUCCCAGAUACUACUCACCUUCAAGAAACCACUGGCUGCUCAGAACCUCAAUCUCUGAAAAACCUGACUAACUUUCCUCCAGAACAAGAGGAGAGAGGAAGUUCUGACAGUUCCCGUUCUGGCAGUGAUGUGAAAGAAGAUAUGUCUGGAGCAACAGAAGAUAUCCAGGAAAACACUGAUCCUGGAAAAAAAAUAAUAGGGAAAGUGCAUGAGGAAAUAGAUAUACCAGCUAAAACGCAGCAACCCAUGGGUGUGCAGCCUGCAAGAAGUGCAGGGAAAGCUUGGUGCGCAGAGUCAGCAAGCAGAGGAGAGGAGGGUAAGAAGGCAGAGAGUAAGCAGGAAGAAAGGGAUAGGAUGGAAGAAGAUGUUAAAUUUCAUGUGACAAAGACAGGCUCCAUGUGCAGUACUAUAACCACAAAAGGAAGCAGUACUAGAGAGUCCUUCACAGGGGCACCCGACGUUUCUAAACGAAGGCUACAAGAGUUGACAAACCUGUUGAGUGAAGGUCCUCUGUCUGCUCAUGGGCCCAAUUACAGUGGCAUGGCAGGUGGCACUUUUUCUCAGAAAAAUGUGAAACCUUGGGAGAAAAGAGCUGACAAGCAGGGCCGACUCUUUGAGACUUUUAGUCACCAUUUUGGAGAGCAGAAUCGGAAGUCCCACAGUUUCCACAAGGAGGGAGUGGAGCAGCAGAGCAAAUCUCUCCUGGUCCUCAGCUGUGCUGGGUCUGAUCAACAGCAACCAGCAGGAUGUGACAUGGAUCAACUUAUUCUAGGAAUAUCAUCAGCUUCUACACAUGCAGAAAGCACAACUCCCGAGAUUCAAUUUGACUCCUCUGCAAACCACAAUGCAUCCAGCAGAGAGCUUGAUGUAAACGGCCUUGGAAUUCCAACUCUCCUUCACCUCUUCUCUCAUAUUGAAUUUAUUGAGCAACAGAUGGCCAGGGACAACGUACAGUUUGUCAGAUUUGAAUCAAUAGAUCUCCAUGGUGUGUCAAGAUCAAAGAAUAUUCCUUCUCGCUUUUUUCAUGAGAAAGCGAUUAAUGGUGUUGCCAUGCCCAGAAGUUACCUUGAGCUGACGCUGAAUCCCAAAGAUAAUGAAUUAGAUUACAUAAAUGCAACCAAUUUUAACUGUGACAUAAUUCUGAACCCCGAUUUAUCAACGUUUCGAAUACUACCCUGGACUGAGCAGACUGCAAGAGUGAUAUGUGAUUCCUUCACUGUGCUGGGCAACCCAUUAAUGACCUCACCGAGGCACAUUGCCAAGAAACAGCUGAGCCAGCUUCAGGACAAUGGCUUUUCUCUGCACUCUGCCUUCACUUAUGAAUUUUGUAUUUAUGGCAUUACUGAGGUUGUAAAUUCGAAGACAAUAUCCUUUCCUGCAGCCACAAUACUAAAUAACCAUGACCAGACUUUCAUUCAGGAACUUGUUGAAGGAAUGUAUUAUGCUGGUGCCAACAUUGAAAGCUUUUCUUCUUCCACUGGACCUGGGCAAAUGGAGAUCACUUUUCAUCCAGCAUUUGGCAUAGAUGCUGCUGACAGUGCCUUCACAUUUAGAACAGGCAUUAAAGAGGUGGCUAAGAAGUAUAAUUAUGUGGCUAGCUUUUUCUCAGAAUCAGGAUUCUACAAUUCAGGGGCUCUGUCACAUAGCCUAUGGGAUCUGAAUGGCCAGAAAAAUUUGUUUUCUGCUGGUUAUGGAGUUGAGGAGCUCUCAGAUGUUGGAAAAAAUUGGUUAUCGGGUCUCUUGGCACACACAGCAGCUAUCAGCUGCUUGAUGGCUCCUACCACCAGCUGCCGUAAGCCUUAUUCAAAAUACAGUAAAGAAUCAAAAGAGACUGUAAAUGCAAAAUGGGCAUAUAAUGAUAACAGUUGUGCCUUUAAUGUCAAAUGUCAUGGUGGAAAAGGCACUCACAUAGAGAAUAAAUUAAGUUCCGCUACAGCUAAUCCCUACCUGGUUCUUGCUGCUACUAUUGCUGCAGGUCUAGAUGGAGUAAAGAGAGGACUUAGAUAUGAUGAUGAUGAAAUGCUCCAAGAGGAGAAUGACACUUCUGAUCUGAAACAUUCAUCAGUGCCUCUGAAACUGGAAGAUGCUCUUGUUGCACUAGAGAAAGAUUCGUGCAUAAGGGAAGCACUAGGUGAAACUUUUGUCCGAUAUUUUAUUGCCAUGAAACGCUAUGAGUUAGAAACUGAAGAAAUGGAUAGCGAAAGGAAUAAGUGCUUGGGGUAUUUUAUUUAA